Molecule: messenger RNA, 944 nt
Organism: Cercospora beticola
Lineage: Eukaryota; Fungi; Ascomycota; Dothideomycetes; Mycosphaerellales; Mycosphaerellaceae
Source: RefSeq, a predicted model, not a curated record
CUCGUCUUGCUUUCUGUAUACACUGUUAUCAGAGCUGUAACUACUUUGACCAUCCAACAUGUCGCGUCAGCAAAUCGUCUCGCAUUACACCCGCCUUCUCGCCCGCUGGCCCAAAGAUGUUCUGCGUCCCGAGAAGACCUUCCAACAACUCGUCCUCGAGCCACGGCUGCAAGCAGCUCCUUCCGCAGCUCCUGCUGGUGUAACAAGUGAAGCGAUCACCAGCGGCGCCUCGACGAACUACACACGAAAUGAGAGCAACGAAGUCAAUGCCGCAUAUCUUUUGCUAGAGAACAGCUUCUCCAAACAAUUCCCUCCGGGCCAGAGAGUCAUGGAGCCAGCGAGUAACCCUGAGCACUACAAGAACCUAGAACGAGAAUUACAAGAGCUGCCGAAUCGGAGCGUGUUUGGAAACUUUGUGCAGAGAUUGAAGAGCAUGGUGCGAUUCAAAUGAGGAGGUUCAGUGAUGAGUGGAAAGCCAUACACAAUAUCAGCAGCGGACCGCGGCCAGGUGAACAGGAGCUCGGCUUGCCGUUGGUCAUCCACGGUCAGACAUCACACCGACGCAAAGCGACAUCGCGCCGCCGGAGCGAAGCAUGCCCGUGGCAUCGCCAUCACACCCGUCAUGCAGACAGAAGGAAACCUCGGGCUCCUCUGGCCUGUAUGGGCUAUAACUGCAUCGAUGCUGAGCUGAAGGCAUGCAUCUCGAUCUCAUCUGAGAAUUUGUAUCAACAUGUAUUAUUAGUUACGCCGGGGAGCAGGCAAGCACGAUGCUGCAUGGAGAUGAUCGGCCAUGUGUGCUAUACAUGUAUAAAUCGCGGCGUUCGUCGUGUAAAAUGCGCUUGCGGUCUUCGUCGGCGUCGAAUGAAUUCACCGUCGCUCACUUGGAUCCAGUCAGCAAUGGUUUUUAUACAUUUUGGACAUAUUAAACCGCAAAGAACGACCAA